GUGUGUGUGUGUGUGUGUGUGUGUGUGUGUGUGUGUGUGUGUAGCACGGCCAUAGCUAUCCGCUGUAAAGAUGGAGUUGUGUUCGGGGUGGAGAAACUUGUUCUGUCAAAACUCUACGAACAAGGAUCUAACAAGCGUAUCUUCAACAUCGACAGACACGUCGGCAUGGCGGUAGCAGGUCUGUUGGCUGAUGCGCGUUCUCUGUCUGAAGUAGCGAGAGAUGAAGCGUCCAGCUUCAGGUCCAGUUAUGGACACGACAUCCCUCUGAAGCACCUGUCGGACCGAGUGGCCAUGUACGUCCACGCCUACACGCUCUACAGCGCCGUGAGGCCGUUCGGCUGCAGUUUCAUUCUGGGCUCGUAUGACAAAGACGACGGUCCUCAACUCUACAUGGUCGACCCAUCAGGGAUCUCACAUGUGAGUCGGUCCACACACACACACACACAACCAAAAUAACAGGAGAGAUGCUUCAGCCUAAUU
This is a messenger RNA of Anarrhichthys ocellatus (wolf-eel), 480 nucleotides long. RefSeq names its product proteasome subunit alpha type-3-like. The annotation marks the transcript as partial. The record is from RefSeq and is a predicted model, not a curated record. Lineage: Eukaryota; Metazoa; Chordata; Actinopteri; Perciformes; Anarhichadidae. Gene Ontology annotation, cellular component: proteasome core complex. The transcript is spliced from 4 exons.